Carassius auratus (goldfish) is the source of this 5397-nucleotide messenger RNA. It is a transcript of the gene ibtk, whose product is annotated as inhibitor of Bruton agammaglobulinemia tyrosine kinase. The transcript is spliced from 28 exons. Gene Ontology annotation, biological process: negative regulation of protein phosphorylation. The record is from RefSeq and is a predicted model, not a curated record. NCBI's taxonomy places the organism in Eukaryota, Metazoa, Chordata, Actinopteri, Cypriniformes, Cyprinidae. Gene Ontology annotation, cellular component: nucleoplasm; cytoplasm. Gene Ontology annotation, molecular function: protein tyrosine kinase inhibitor activity; protein kinase binding. Bases 862 to 4752 code for a protein of 1296 amino acids.
AAAUAUGAUGACGAUGAUGUGUCAGUCACUCAGAACACACUUCAGGACAGAUCUCACCCAUUAUCGUGUCAAAUGUGUUUUAAUCCUUAAUUAUUUCCACUAGAUAUUACAGCGUGAUCUCAGAGAGUCGCUUGGUUGUCAGUGAAAUGUCUCUGACUGACGUUACAGUUAAUGAGAGAAAGCUUUGUGGCCUCCAGAUGUUAACAAACGGGUUGAACUGAAUCAUUUCCUCAGUUAUUUGAGAUUUAAACACAUUUAUGAUCACAAAAUAAUUAGUAAUGUCCAAAAACGGAUGCAGUAAGAUGGUUGAAGCCAUAUUUAUCUGAUGGUGGGGCUGUUUGGAAGUGCACUAGGGACCUUUUGCAAUUAUGGAGGCUUGAACGGUGGAGCGUUUUGGGGGGAAGGAGACUUUCCCCUCAAAGUUGAUGGACUCUUGAAUGGACACGAUUUGCCUUUUGUAAAAUACGAUAUAUAGAUAUAUUACUAAAUUAACUUAUUUAUUUUUGUUGAGAAAACUGGUAUAUAUUUGUAUGUUUCUGUACAGAGAAAUGAGUAUUUUCUUUGAUGCUAAUGAAUGUGCCAAAGGUUUUGUGGGAUGUGUUGUAGACGCGAUGUGUUGAGAUGAGCUAGAUCUUCACUCGUGGGGCCGCUAGGGUGCUGUGGAACAUCAACACACGCACAAUUCUAGCGCCCUGAAUUCACAGAACCUGAAACCUAAAUAUAGUUUUUUUUAUUGUGUUUUCUUUAAUUUAUUGCAGUUGUUUGAGAAAUUAAUUUCUGUGUUAAUCUGUGAAGUUAAAGCACAAGCUUGUGGGUGUUCUGGGUUUUUUGGGGUUGUAACUUAGCGGCUGGGAAGCUAAAAUGAGUUUGGGAAGCCCAGACUGCACACCGAAGUGCCGCUCUGUGAGGCACGCGGAGGAAGUGAUCGCCGCUUUGACCAGCGGCUCGGAGGGCCGUCUGCGGGGCUUCCUGUCUGUCCACUGUCACAAUGCAUCCUCCCUGCGGGACGAGUUUGGACGCACCGCUCUGCACCUCGUGGCCUCUCUGGGGAAGCGUGACCUGCUUCAGUGGCUCCUGGACAGCAAACACGCAGACAUGCUGGCGAAGGACAAGGAGUCUGGGUGGACCGCACUGCACCGCAGCGCCUUCUACGGGCAAAUCCACUGCCUCAUGGGGCUCAUCAAGCGUGGUGGAGCACUGUCCAUCCAGGACAAGGAGGGUCUUUCUGCCCUAGACCUCACCAUGAAGGACCGCCCAGCUCACGUGGUCUUCAGAAACACCGACCCUACUGAAGUGUACACUUGGGGAAGCAACACAAACUUUAGUCUGGGACACGGAAACCAGGAGAGCAGACACCAUCCUGAGAUCGUGGACCUGUUUUCAAGGUCUCGCACUUAUGUGAAGCAGGUGGUGUUGUGUAAGUUCCACUCUGUCUUCCUGUCCCAGAAGGGUCAGGUGUACACAUGUGGACACGGACAGGGCGGACGACUUGGACACGGUGAUGAACAGACAUAUCUGGUUCCCCGAAUGGUGGAGGGGCUUUUGUCCCAUCACUGCUCUCAGAUCGCAGCGGCCCGAGAUCACACGGUUGUUCUGACAGAGGAGGGGUACGUCUACACCUUUGGGCUCAACACCCACCAUCAGCUGGGGCUGGCACCUCCUCCUGCUUCCAGCCAAGUUCCCAAACAGGUCACCUCUAAGUCCCUGAAAGGGAGGUCUGUGAUUGGUGUAGCAGCUGGCAGGUUCCACACUGUUCUUUGGACCCGAGAUGCGGUGUAUACCGUCGGAUUAAAUGGUGGCCAGCUUGGUUACCUGCUGGAGCCCAACGGAGAGAAGUGCGUGGCUGUUCCUCGACAGGUGUCCGCCCUGCACCACAAGGAUGUGACCAUCGCUAUGGUGGCAGCCAGCAAUGGGGCCACUGUGUGCGUGACCGAAAAGGGAGAUGUGUACCUGCUGGCAGAUUAUCAGUGCAAGAAACUGGCAUCCAAACAGCUGAACCUGAAGAAAGUUCUAGUGAGCGGUGGUAGUUUGGAUCAUCGUAUCAAUCCUCAGCUUCUGCAUGAUGGUGGAGGAGAGAAGCUGGUGAUUUUGGCUCUAGAUGAAGCUGGAAGGGUGUUUUGCUGGCGCUCGAUGGGUUCUUCAGUGAGGCAGUGUCGCUGGGCGUAUGGCCGACAGGUCUUCAUGUCAGACAUCGCCCUGAGUAAGAACGGCAUGAUGUUUGUUACUCAGGAAGGAGAGGGCUUCAGUGGACAGUGGCUGGGCCAGCACAAGAAAGCUGUAGACAAAAAAGAUGGCAUAGAGGUGUCCGGUCACCCAGACGGAGGGGGUGUUUACGAGCGAAUCCGUCUGGAGAAGCUCCCAUACGUCCACAGAGCUGUCAGCAUCACCAUGGAUUCUAAGGGACGAAAUUUUGGAGUGCUGCAAGCCGAUCCAAAAACCAGCUUGUAUGAAGUUCCCACCACUUCUGCGUCCACGUUCUCCCAGCACUUCCUGCGCCUCCUGACCGAAGCCGAUGAGACGGACAGCAUCCAUGACGUGACCCUUCAGGCUGGUGAUCGCACCUUCGCAGCACACAAAUACAUCCUGUCCACGCGGUCAGACUUCUUCCGUAAAGUGCUCCUCCUGGAGGAAGGCAAAGAGGGUGUAGAAGAUGGAGAGGUGAAGAAAGGAGAAGACGCGGUGGGCUGUGAUCUGCUGGUCCUGGAGAAGGUUCCUCCUGAGAUGCUGGAGCAAGUGCUUCACUUCAUCUACACAGACUCCUGUGAGAUGCUGGUUCACGGGACCCGGCCCAUCAUCCCUCGCUCUACCCACAGCUCUGAUCCUGAACCACAGCAGCAGCUGAUCCACAGUCUGCAGACUCUAGGGCUGGAGAAGCGCUCCGCUCUGGACGUGUACCGCUCUCUUCCUGCUAAGACUGCGGAGGAUGCAGACAAGCCCAAAGCCAAAAACACUAAAUCUGGGAAAAAAGGCAAGAAUGGUAAUGUCGGUGAAUCUGGACAAAAUCCGGUAAAGAUGCUGCAAGGCGUUGCCAAAAAACUGGGCUUGGGGAGCCUCUCAGCACGGCUUGAUGGGGUGAAGUUUGAGAACGGGAAGAUCAGUGUGGUGCAGAAGAAGACCGGCAACAAGCUGCGAUUCAACCAGAAGAAAUGCUCGUACCUCUGUGACGUCACACUGCGCUCCGAGGACGGCAAAGAGUUUCCCUGCCACAAAUGUGUCUUGUGUGCUCGGCUGGAGUACUUCAACAGUAUGCUGGGCAGCCCCUGGAUUGAGGCCUCCAGCUGCACUGCGCUGGACAUGGCCACCACCUCCGAGGUCCUGCAGGCCAUUCUGGAGUACAUCUACACGGACGAGUGUCCCACUGUCAGAGAGUCUGUGAACGUGGAGUUGGUGUGUAACGUGCUGGUGGUGGCCGAUCAGCUGCUGAUCACCAGACUGAAGGAGAUCUGUGAGGUCGCCAUCACUGAGAACCUGACGCUGAAGAACGCAGCGGAGUUGCUGGAGUUUUCCACCGUGUACAACGCUGAUCAGCUCAAAGUGUCCUGUCUGCAGUUCAUCGUCCUCAACAUGGCAGCGCUGCUGGAGUCCAGAGCGCUGGAGGUCUUGAGCGAUGAUGUGCUCCUGGAUCUGACCGCUGCGUACAGGAGGAUGAUCCCAGCCAUGCAGAGACGUCUCAUCACGCCAUACGCAGACGCUCCGGAUCUCAGCGCCUUCGAGGACCGAGAGUGGGACCCGGCUGUGGACUGUAAGAGCGGCUCUGAGGCCGAUCACUCCAGCGAGAGCCUGCUGAAGAAGGCCAAGAUGAGGGCGAAGAGGAAGCCCCGGCGGCGCUCGGACAGCUCUGGAGGAUACAAUCUGUCUGAUGUGAUCCAGAGCCCGCCCCCUGCAGGUGUGGCCAGUUCAGUGGAGUCUCUGCCGGAGAUCAUCACGUCUGACUCCGAGGGCAGUUACAUGGGAGCGGGCAGCCCUCGAGACCUGCAGUCCCCCGUCUUCCAGGACCGGCCCGACACACAGGAGGAGAGACGUGUCCUGACAGGGCUGAAGACUCCUCCUGACACCCCCGUCCCGAUCCCUCCACUCAAAGCCAGCCCGGCUCCUGUCCUGGACCUCAGGGCCAUCAUGGAGAUGGAGGCCAGCUCUCUGAACAGAGGUGCCACACACAGGAGUCCCAGCGCCAGCAGCAGCAGCAGCUCUAAGGUCCCGGUCGUCCCCAGUAAGAUGUCUCAGAAGCAGAGGAAGAUGAUGAUGAUGAUGUCUCUAGCCUCCAGAGAGGGCAGCACAGAGAGCAUGUCUGCUAAAUCACCGCUCAAACCUGUCAAGACCUGGUCGACAGCCGUUCAGUCCCCGCCCUCCUCCUGUUCCUUCCGGGAUCUUCUGGUAGAGGAGGAGCGGCGUGGGAAACCCUCUCCAGUGUCCCCAGAGACGGCCAGGAGUCCAGCGACAUGUGCCAAAAGAGUGAGUUUUAAAUGUGCCGAGAGCAGCGACCCGGAGAAACCAGCAGGCCCUUGGGUGCUGAGGGCGGUUGGCAGCCCUCCGUCCACCUCUACCUUUGCCUCCAUUGUGGAGGAAGAGAGACAACAGGAAGCUGCGCUGAUCCGCAGCCGUGAGAAACCACUAGCACUCAUACAGAUUGAAGAACGAGCGAUUCAGGAUCUGUUACUCCAUUACAAGGCCAUUAAUAACCCAGAGGAGCUGAUAUUGGUGGAGAGGUCCACCCAAGGCCCAGUCGCCAUCCCAACCUGGAACAAACACUGAUGCUGAUGUGAUGUUGCAGUGAAACUCAUGAAUUCCCGCUCACGCUCACGUUUCAGCCAGUAUCAAGGUGCAUCGCAAUCCCCUUACUGUGCAGCAAGCACACUUGCUUUCUUUAACAUACUAUAUGCUUUUUUCAUUAAUUUAGCUGUUUUCUUGUAAGAAAAGACUGGAAUAUAAAGUGUAAUCUCUUGUUCUCAGCCCAAAGUGUUGCCACGUGUGCCAAAAUGUUUUUUUUUUGUUUUUUUAUUAUAAUUUUAUGAUGCAGUGCUACAGUGAUCUGCAUCUCACAGCUAGUGUGUGUGUGUAUUAUGAAGAGCAAACUCGCAUUGAAACCAGAUGAAGAAAACCCAAUCAGCCGUGAGAAGCAAUAAAGACUUUAAUAGGUUGCUCACAAGACAAGGGCUGGUGUAAAAGAAAAUCUAGUGCACAGUGAAAGGAGCGCAGAUUAACCAAUAUGUCUUUUAUAUCUUGCUUCCUCGUGCAGUUAACAUCAGUAACAUUAUCAUUUGCUGUUCAAGAUAAAAAUAGUUUUUGUUAGUCACUAGCAGAUGAUUGGUACUACAGAUAUAAAAAAAGUAAUGUUUGCUUAAUGUUAAGAGAAGAUAUUUGCAGUGGAAUGCAAUAAAGAGAUGAUUAUGAGCACGA